GGCGUCACGGUUCCUUCCCUCUCGCUAGUCGCCAUCUCCCAGUUGGCGCAUUACAUGGCGUGUGUGAUUCCACUCGACGACGGCGACGCCGCCAACUGCUGAAUCCGCAUCAGGUGGAAGAGAUCGAGUUCCCGGCGGGAUUCGUGGCUGGUCUCCUCCUUCAAUGCCCGUCAGAUUUGGCUCUGAAGGUUAUUUCAAGGUGUUCAGGGGAGGAACGGCGAUACGGUGGUUGAAACGAGUGCGGCUAGGAGGAGGAGGAGGAGGAGGAGGAGAUGAAGAGCGGUGGUGGAGGAGGCGCCGGUCAGCCUUACUCUGUUCCGCCCGGGAAGAGGCGGUGGAAUUUUCUGGUGAUUGCUGUUCUCUGUCUCGUGUUCCUUUCCAUGCUCGUGCCUCUCAUCUUUUUGCUCGGAUUACACAAUGGCUUCCACACUUCCCCUGGAUAUGUUACUGAAAAACAAAGUGCAUUUACUAAAAUGGUUGAUGUUUCUGCUCAACAUGAAGCUGAUAUACCUAGGAACCAAUCAGAGGGCAAGCAAUCUAGUCAUAUAGAUGAUGUUAUAAGAAGAUUGGAACCUACUUUCCAUAAGGAUUUUCAGAAGAGCAUUGUGAAAGAAGCUGAGAACAAUACGACUAUUGGGCCUCCUCUGUCAAUUGCCAUGCCUAAAGAACAUCCGAAAGGAGGUAGCAACAAUGUUGAAACUAUGGAUGACAAGCUGACCGAUACUGAGGAGGGUAUAAAAUUUUGUGAAUUAAAAUAUGGGAGCUACUGCUUAUGGCGUCAAAAGAAUAAGGAAAAAGUAAAUGAUUUCAUUGUGAGAAAGAUGAAGGAUUUAUUAUUUGUUGCUCGGGCUUAUUAUCCUAGUAUCGCAAAGCUUCCAGCUCAGGACAAGUUAUCACUUGAAAUGAAGCAAAACAUUCAAGAUUUUGAGCGUGUGCUCAGUGAGACCACUGUUGAUAAGGAUCUUCCCUCAAUGAUUGAAAACAAGCUAAGUAAAAUGGAAGCUGUAAUUGCAAAAGCAAAAGGUUGCCCUGUGGAAUGUGGUAAUGUUGACAAGAAAUUUAGACAACUAGUUGAUCUGACAGAGGAUGAAGCUAAUUUCCAUGCGAAACAGAGUGCUUUCCUGUACCAACUGGCAGUCCAAACAAUGCCAAAGAGCUUCCAUUGUCUGUCAAUGCGACUAACUGUGGACUAUUUUAGAUCUUCUCCACUCAUUGAAGAUCAGUCACUGGCCGAGAGAUUUUUGAAUCCAGAUUUGCAUCAUUAUGUUAUAUUCUCCAAAAAUGUACUAGCAUCUUCUGCUGUAGUGAACUCAACAGUUUUGCAUGCUAAAGAAAGUGAGAAUCAAGUAUUUCAUGUGUUGACAGACAGGGAGAAUUACUUUGCCAUGAAACUGUGGUUUUUACAAAACAAAUAUAAUGAAGCAUCAGUUCAAGUUCUGAAUAUUGAGGACCUUAAUUUGGAGGAUGAUAAUAAGACAUUUCUAACACAAUUCUUGCUGCCUGAGGAAUACCGUAUUUUCCUUCCCAAAGCUGAUAAAUCAUCCACAACUCAAAUGAGAACAGAGUACUUAUCUGUGUUCACACAUUCUCACUAUCUUCUUCCGAAGAUCUUUUAUUCUUUGAAGAAAGUAGUGGUUUUGGAUGAUGACAUUAUUGUACAAAGAGACUUGACAGACUUGUGGAGCAUUAAUUUGGGUGGGAAGGUGAAUGGCGCUGUACAGUUUUGUUCAAUUAGACUGGUUGAACUGAAGAAUUUUUUGGCUGACAAGAUUUUGGAUGAAAGGUCUUGUGCUUGGAUGUCAGGAUUAAAUAUCAUUGAUCUAGUCAGGUGGAGGGAGCAAGACCUUUCGGGGAAGUUCCAACGACUUAUGCAAGAGCAAUUAAGUAGAGAGGAGGGGCUAAGUUUGCGUGCCACAUUGCUCACCUUUCAAGAUGAGAUAUACGGCCUUGAUGAGAAGUGGGUUUUGUCAGGGCUGGGGCACAAAUACGGUCUCAACGCAGAAACCAUAAACAGCGCAGGGGUUUUGCAUUUCAACGGGAACAUGAAACCAUGGCUCGACCUCUGCAUCCGCGAGUACAAAGAUUUUUGGAGCAAGUUUCUGAACAAGGAAAACCAAUUGUUAAGAGACUGCAAUGUGAACUGAGUUCUAGUUAGAGACUACACGCGUUCUCGGCCCGCUGAUAGUGAAACAUGUAUGGUUGGGAUCCCACAUACACAUCCUCUCCCAAGCUCAAGAGGCAUUACAUAUAUACAUAGCCUGACGAGUUUGGCGUUUCAAUUGUUUGGUUAAUAAAGAGAAGAUAGUGUGUUUUUUUUAAACCUCUUGGCAAUGCCCCUAUAGACGAGGCCCGGAAGCUUCUUCGCUUGAUGAAUGAUUAUGGAAAGCAUUCGGCCGAGAAGGAAAGUGCACGAAACUAAUCACCAGAAGCAAGCAAAAGGCAUGGGGUUUUCUUUGAAGGGAGAGAAUCUCAUGUUUAUUCACAGGGUGGGUGAGAUACCAGAGCUAAAAAUCCAAUUUGUUUUGUUUUUGUUUUUGUUUUUGUUUUUUUUGUGGGAAAUUUCAAUAGAGCAAGAAUUAACACAGCAUGCAAUUUUACUGUAAGCCCUUGGUAAUUCUUUUUUUUUUACUCAGCAAGUGUGUUUAAUUCGUAUAUUUAGUGAUCCCCCCCUGCUCUUUUCUGUGUGAAAU
Molecule: messenger RNA, 2690 nt
Organism: Cuscuta campestris
Lineage: Eukaryota; Viridiplantae; Streptophyta; Magnoliopsida; Solanales; Convolvulaceae
Source: the annotation of a GenBank genome assembly